AUGGAAAGUGGGUUUAGUGCAGAAGAUCUGUCCAAGAUUGGAGGUAUUGCCACCGUGUCAUUGCUGCAUUCUUUCAUUCCAACUCAUUGGUUGCCAUUUUCAAUUGUGGGUCCUGCUCAGAAAUGGACUCUUUCUAGAACCCUUUUUGUCACUGCAUUCGGAGCAGUAUUGCACGUCUUAUCCACUUCACUUCUUGGCAUAACGGCAGUAACAAUUACAAACACAAUUGCUGGGGAAGAGACAGUGCACAAACUGGCUUCAUUACUUCUUGUAUUUCUUGGAGGUAGUUAUGUCAUUUUGCAUCUCUCUGGAAAGGGUGGUCACAGCCAUUCACACAAUCAACCCAUGGAGAAAAUGGCUGUGGCAGGGCUUAUCCUUGUUCCUGCAUUGUCUCCUUGUGCCACCACUCUGCCUGUGUUUCUUGCUGUUGGAAAUUCGUCGUCCAUGAUGGUGCUUGCCAUCAUAGUUUUACUAUUCAGCACUAUUACUGUAAUGACCUCACUGGUGGCUCUAUCAUUUUAUGGUGCAAGUCAACUCAAGUUUCACUGGGUGGAACGCUAUGAUAAGCUCCUCGUUGGUUCUGUCCUGUGUUUGGUGGGUAUUUUGACCCUUAUUUUUCACGAUCACGAUGGAGAAGUAGGUUCCUCCGGAGUCCACGUGCACAGAAAACGAAGUGUACUAUAGGAGUUUACUCU
Molecule: messenger RNA, 695 nt
Organism: Lycium ferocissimum
Lineage: Eukaryota; Viridiplantae; Streptophyta; Magnoliopsida; Solanales; Solanaceae
Exons: 3
Coding region: 1-684 (227 amino acids)
Source: RefSeq, a predicted model, not a curated record